Molecule: messenger RNA, 1056 nt
Organism: Penicillium expansum
Lineage: Eukaryota; Fungi; Ascomycota; Eurotiomycetes; Eurotiales; Aspergillaceae
Product: putative sexual development protein (LsdA)
Exons: 2
Coding region: 1-1056 (351 amino acids)
Source: RefSeq, a predicted model, not a curated record
AUGCGCUUUCACAUUGCCGUCCUUCUGGGCGUGGUCUACUUGGCUUUUGCCGCUCCGUUUCCGAAUGUGUCGACUCACCCUCUUCCGGAUGGAAUGCCUAAUCCAAGCCCCAGUGAACUGGAAACGAUUGAGUUGAAUGCCCACGGAACUUUACCAAAUGGACCUCCUCCUGUUGGUAUCAGCGAAGGAGGGAUCAUCAACCUCAAGCUUGUCGCAUUCAACGAACUCUUUGAAGUUGCCUUUUUCCACCAACUGAUCACAAACAUCACCGACAAGGUCUUGGGCUAUCGCUUCACUGAUGAAGAGGAUUACGACUUUGUUUUGAAAGGCUUGAAGGUGAUCCUGGCUCAAGAGGAGCUCCAUGCCCUGGACGCCAACAACGCGUUGGCUUAUGUUGGCGUUGACCCCAUCGAGCCUUGCCAGUAUACCUUCCCCGUCGAUGACUUCGACUCGGCCCUUGUCCUCGCCACCACCUUCACUGACGUGGUUUUGGGUACUCUGCAGGACGUUGCGGAGAGAUUUGCGCUCGGCGGUGACUUCGCUCUGACACGUGAGGUUUCCUCCAUUAUCGGCCAGGAGGGAGAACAGCAGGGAUGGUUCCGCGUCAUGCAGGGCAAGGUCCCUAGCGAACUGCCUUUCUUGACGACCAGUGAUCUCAACUUUGCUUUCACUGCCAUUCAGAGCUUCGUUGUGCCUGGCACUUGCCCCAAUAUUGACUCCAUUCCGCUUAAAACUUUUGCAACUCUCAACGUCAUCACAGCCCCGACUGCGAAGACCAAAAACAUCAAGGUUUCCUUCGAAGUUCGCGACAAGGUUGAUCGAGACGCGCUGUGGCUCACCUAUAUCAAUCAGCAAAAUCUGCCGAUUGUGGAACCUCUCCGAGUUGUCUCGAAGGAUAACAAAACGAUUACUGCAGAGGCUUUGUUCCCCUAUGAGGCGCAUCAAAUGAACGGGUUGACCAUCGCUGCGGUGACCACAACCGAGGGGCCAUUCCCAAAUGCAUACAGUGUGGCGAAUGCAACUCUCGCUGGACCUGGCCUCUUUAUCUUCAACUGA